GCCACAGAACCGGGCCCCUCGGCCCGUAGCAGCAAGACGCGUUCAACGCCAACAAGCAGCUGAUCGCGUACCCACCGCACGCCGGCAGCCCGCUGACGCUGCGGACAGACUUUGACCCUAUCGCCGCGAGUACGAGCAACUGGCUGUGCUGGUGCACCCACUGGGGGAGCAGAGAUCCUUCGCGCCCGGUUCGCAGGCCGUGAGCGCGUGAACGUCGACGGUGGGCGCAGCGGCGCAACUUCCGCGUGCACCUUUAUAGCCAAUCGCGAUGCCACGGCCAGCAGUAGGCGCAGAUGGCGUCGAAGCUUCGCCUCCUAAGCCUGCACUAAGGACAGCGUCCUACAUGCCACCUUGGGUUCAUAUGGCGGCUGGCGCGACUGCAGGAAUAGCGACGUCGAUCGUGACCGCACCGCUGGACGUCCUACGGACACGACUUCAGUCCGACUUCUACCGCCUUCCGUCGCGGCCGACAUUGGCAGCUGAGUAUGCCGGCGCGACAUUGCGACAUCUAUUAACCGCUCCAUUCCAUCAUACAGCAGAAACCUUUGGUAUCUUGGGAUCGAUAAAAGCUAAGGAGGGCUGGCGUGGACUCUUCCGUGGCCUUGGCCCAAGUCUCGCUGCUGUCGUUCCCGCAACCGCCGUCAAGUUUUACGUCUACGGAAACUGCAAGCGUUUGGGGGCUUCCAUACUCGGUCGAGGAGAGGGUGACUCAUUCGUCCAUGCUCAAGCUGCCAUUCUUGCUGGUGUCGCAACUGCAACCGCCACAAAUCCCAUUUGGUUGGUCAAAACACGACUUCAGCUUGAUAAAUCUCAGGUCGCUGGCGGUGCUACGCGGCAAUAUCGAGGCAGUCUGGACUGCGUCCGAAAAGUCCUGCGUCAAGAGGGCAUCCCUGGGCUGUAUCGGGGCUUGACUGCCAGCUACUUGGGCACGGUUGAGACGGCUUUUCACCUGAUACUAUACGAGCGGUUCAAAGUUCUUUUUCACAAAUCCUUGCGGCCAGAGAAUUGGGAUAACCCCAUGCUCAAUGAAUUGGCGACAUGGGCGAGCACCACUGGCGCAGCUGGGACGGCUAAACUUGCUGCGGUGCUGAUGACCUACCCACAUGAGGUUGUACGCACUCGGCUCCGGCAAGCCCCAACAGUGGGUGGAAGGCCUAAAUACACGGGCCUCAUACAGUGCUUCACUUCCGUAUGGGCCCUGGAGGGUUGGCGUGGUCUCUAUGGUGGCCUCACGCCGCACCUUGUGCGGUCUAUCCCAUCCGCCGCCAUCACACUGGGAGUGUACGAAUUCGUCUUGAGGCUGGUGAGGGGAUAGAUGCCGGCUCGAACAAAACAGGACCCAGGAAGUUGGUAAGUAAACAUGAGGUCGUAGACGGCAUUGCGAUAUUAGCACCUGAGAACACUUGCGAGGGUAAAGCGCAGCCUUCACACUAAGAUCGCAAACAACCAUCCCUUUCCGAACGAGCGUGUAUUAGUACAACGAAUGCUCCCUCACUAGGCGCGUAAAAUAGAAUUUCCUCUC
Molecule: messenger RNA, 1522 nt
Organism: Thermothelomyces thermophilus ATCC 42464
Lineage: Eukaryota; Fungi; Ascomycota; Sordariomycetes; Sordariales; Chaetomiaceae
Exons: 3
Coding region: 269-1315 (348 amino acids)
Biological process (GO): pyrimidine nucleotide import into mitochondrion
Cellular component (GO): mitochondrion
Molecular function (GO): pyrimidine nucleotide transmembrane transporter activity
Source: RefSeq, a predicted model, not a curated record